Setaria italica (foxtail millet) is the source of this 968-nucleotide messenger RNA. RefSeq lists its product as uncharacterized. NCBI's taxonomy places the organism in Eukaryota, Viridiplantae, Streptophyta, Magnoliopsida, Poales, Poaceae. The transcript has a single exon. The coding region runs from base 119 to 514 and encodes 131 amino acids. The record is from RefSeq and is a predicted model, not a curated record.
GCGGCGCCUCCCACCUCUUAGCCACCACAGCUCGCCUCGCUUGCUUACUACCUCGCCAAAGGCGCCGCGCGCUGUCCCUGCUCGCUUGCCUUGUCGCCGGCCGGCCGGCCAGCCAGCCAUGGGCAACUGCCUCAACGCGGCGUCCAAGCAGAGGCGCGGCGGCCUGCUGCCGGAGGAGGAGGAGAGCCUUUCCGAGAUGCGGAGGAUCAGCCAGCUGCUGCGGGACGAGGAGGAGGAGGACGACGCUGAGGCGGAGUACCCGGAGGAGACUGACGAGUCUCCGCCGCCAGCGGCGGCGGCGGCAGAGGGGCUCAAGGUGAAGAUCGUGCUCACGCGCGCCGAGCUCGAGUGGCUCAUGGCGCAGCUCAAGACCGGCGACCAGCGCCUCGAGGACGUGCUCCACCACAUGCACGCCGCCAAGGGCGCUGCCGCAGCCGACAAGCAGCUGCAGGGCGGCGGCUGGCGCCCGCGCCUCGAGAGCAUCCUCGAGUGCCCGGAGGCUCUCGUUUCGUAAGCUGAGGGAUCGAUCGGGACGUGUUUCCGGUUCCUUAGUCCAGAUCUCUGCGUUCUUGCUCCUGUCGCUCGCUCGCUUUGCUUGCUGCCUGGAUCGAUCGGAUAUCCGAUGGAGUUAUGGAGAGGCUUCUUGCGGUUUUUUUACAAGGGAGUGGCCUUGUUACAGCCCUGCUAAGGUUGGAGGGAUGAUCCAUCGGAUGGACGACUAUACUCUGUAGCUAGAGUAGAUUUCUUUGUUUCACUUGUGCUGUCCAAUUAGCAUCUAUCUCGUUUCGCUUUUGCCUUUUUCUUCGCCUUUUGCUAUGCUCUUUUCUUUUGUAAAUAGCGGUGAGAGAACGAGAUGGCAACUAAAGCCCUCUGCCUGCUGUAAUCUACUCUUCGAUCUCUGACCAGGACCUGAAUCUGGUUCGAUAUUCAUAGUGCCGUUCUUGCUUGCUACCAAGCAACUCGUUUUA